AUGACAUAUCUCACAGGUGCCGUGGCACUCGCCAUAGCAUGCCAACUACGGCUGUCCCUUGCCGCGGGAAUAGCGGCCCUCGAGGCGUGUCCGACUACUGAAACCAACUUCAGCGCCACCAGCGGUAUCAACUAUAACAUCUGCCGCGGCACGGACUACGUCGGGCGAUCAUCGCAACAAAUAAAAAAGAUCAACACGCUAGAGGAGUGUGCUUCAUUGUGUGCAGGAAAUGGCCGAUGCUUGAAGGCAGUCUACGACUCCGCCGGGAAAGUAUGUCACAUCAAAUCGAACAAUGACGACCUGACCUGGACGGACGACAAGAAUCUCGAUGUCAUCUACAUCAACAACGAAUUGCCUGAGUUGACGGACAUUGCCACAUGCCCCUACAACCAAACAGCUUUCGCACCAGAGUCGGGGAUCGACUACUUCAUCUGCCCGGGGACCGACCUCCGUGGUAACAGCCUGCGGGAAAUCGAAGACGUUGACAAUGCAACCGACUGCGCCAGGCAAUGCUCGGCCAUCGAGACUUGUGCCAAAGCUGUCUUUGAUACGGUUGACAAUGUCUGCCACAUCAAGGGGCCCGAUGACCAGAAUCAGAACACAUUAAUAUGGCAUACCAACAAGAGAUACACCACCAUCAAGCGCAAGACAGUCUACAACCCUGCUAUUCAGGGCAAGUGGUCCGACCUGAUCCGCCUUCCCCUCAUUCCAGUCGCCGCCUACAUCGUGCCCGCAUUCCCAGCCCCCGAGCGCAUGCUCUUCUUCUCGUCUUUCAGGGAGUUCGACUUCACGGGAGCAACAGGCAAGACGCAGUUCGGGGACCUCAACCUCGGCACAGGCGAGGUGUCCAAGCGUGAGGUCGCCAACACCCGCCAUGACAUGUUCUGCCCUGCCAUCUCGUCGCUCGAGGACGGCCGAAUAGUGAUUCAGGGCGGUUCAGAUGCCGAGGCCGUCAGCAUCUACAACCCAGAGACCAACGAGUUCAUCCGCGGGCCCAACAUGACCGUUGCACGUGGCUAUCAAUCAUCCUGCACGCUCUCCGACGGCCGCAUCUUCACCAUCGGCGGGUCAUACUCGGGCGCCAGGGGCGGCAAGAACGGCGAGGUCUACGACGCAGACAGCAACGAGUGGACCUACCUGCCCGACGCGGCCGUCGAGGACAUGCUGACCAACGACGUGGGCGGUAUCUGGAGGACCGACAACCACGGAUGGCUGCUUGGCUGGAAGAACGGGACUGUCUUCCAAGCUGGCCCCUCCAAGGCGCAGCACUGGUACGGCACAGAAGGCAAUGGCUCCGUACUCGAUGCUGGUGUCCGUGACGAUGACGAUGCCAUGUGUGGUGUGUGGGCCAUGUACGACGCCGUCGCCGGGAAGAUAUUCUCGGCGGUCGGCGCGCCUGACUACACCGACAGCGACGCCAACAACCGCGCACACAUCACCACCAUCGGCGAGCCGUGGGAGCCAUCCACGGUCGAGAGGAUGCCGGACCCGGCCUACCCUCGCGGAUUCGCCAACGCCGCCGUGCUGCCCGACGGCACCAUCCUCGUGACAGGGGGCCAGAAGCGGUCCGUCGUCUUCACGGACACAGACGGCAUCGUGUACCCCGAGCUCUUCGACCCAGCGACGCAGACCUGGGCCCAGAUGGCGCCGGAGGCCGUGCCCCGCAACUACCACUCCAUCUCCAUCCUGCUGCCCGACGCCACCGUCUUCAGCGGCGGCGGCGGUCUCUGCUAUGUCAAGUCCAUGACCGCCGACGACUCCGCGUGUGACCGCACCGUGGACCACCCGGACGGCCAGAUCUUCAGCCCGCCGUACCUGUUCAACGAGGACGGGUCCGCGGCCACCCGGCCGACCAUCGACACGCUGUCCGCGACCAAUGCCACCGCUGGCGCCACGAUCAAGGUCGUCGUGCAGAACGAGGAGGCCGCGGGCAACUCGUCGCUGGUCCUCGUCCGCCUCGGGUCCGUGACCCACUCCGUCAACACCGACCAGCGCCGCGUGCCGCUCGUCGACGUGACUGUCACGGGGACACAGAUGGCCGGAGAGGUCGCCGCGGACGGAAGCCUGGUUAACGCAAGGCCAGUCGGCACCGAGUACACGGCUGUCUUGCCGGAUGACUAUGGGGUGCUGCUCCCUGGGUUUUACUACCUGUUUGCUUUGUCUGCCAGCGGUGUUCCCAGUGUAGCCAAGACAUUGCAAAUCACUUUGUAA
Molecule: messenger RNA, 2211 nt
Organism: Diaporthe batatas
Lineage: Eukaryota; Fungi; Ascomycota; Sordariomycetes; Diaporthales; Diaporthaceae
Exons: 1
Coding region: 1-2211 (736 amino acids)
Molecular function (GO): protein binding
Source: RefSeq, a predicted model, not a curated record